Messenger RNA from Megalobrama amblycephala (Wuchang bream), 557 nucleotides. RefSeq names its product musculoskeletal, embryonic nuclear protein 1b (gene mustn1b). Gene Ontology annotation, cellular component: nucleus. Gene Ontology annotation, biological process: tissue regeneration; chondrocyte differentiation; chondrocyte proliferation. The coding region runs from base 150 to 386 and encodes 78 amino acids. The record is from RefSeq and is a predicted model, not a curated record. NCBI's taxonomy places the organism in Eukaryota, Metazoa, Chordata, Actinopteri, Cypriniformes, Xenocyprididae. The transcript has 3 exons.
UUCUGACCCUGACUGCUGAGCUAAUAAUAUAUAAUGAUAAGAGAGCGGGGGGAGGGGGGCACGCUGAGCUGGUAACAAGGGUAUAAAAGAGACAGGACGAAAAGACAAAGUACACAACUUGUCCAGAAACCAGACCGCAACCAUACAGAAUGUCUCAGCCAGAGGUCAAGAAGAAGAAGCGGCCAGUUGUAAAAGAGGAGGAUCUGAAAGGAGCCCGCAGUAAACUGGGGCUGAAAGGAGAAGUCAAGAGCAAGACAUAUGAGGUCAUGGUCGAGUGUGAGCGCAUGGGGAAGGUGGCGCCGUCUGUGUUCAGUGGAGUUCGGUCUGGAGGAGAGACGGUGCUCGAGAAACCCAAACCUCCAUCAGGAAGCGUGUUUGGCAAAUGAUGAAUGGACAAAUGCUCUGUAAUGUGGAUAUUGAUGUUGCAUAUUUACAAGUAUUAGUGUGUGUUUUUAUACUGUUUGAUGUUGCUAUAUGUUUCUCUCAAAUUGCCCUUGAAAAAUGUAUGUGCUAGUUUCUAGUGUCAUGUUUUCUAUAUAAAACAUUUCCUAAAUGCA